CUGCGCGCCCCUCAGUCGCGCUCCGGAAGCCACAGGUGCAGCACGUGUUGUGCAACUGGUGCCACCUCAGCGCAACCGCCGCCCGCCACGCCCGCCCGCAGGAACGCUGCUAAAGCGCACAGGUCACCGACCGACUUCAGACCGCUCUGCCACCGAGGAACCAUGAUUCGCCGGGGCCUUCUUUCUGUGACCGCUGCAUUGGUGGUGCUGUCUGUAAGCUGCUCGGCGCAGGAAACCAUGGGGUGCGCCGACAGGAGCGCCAUUAAUGACUUCAACGCCACGCUGUACAUGGGGAAGUGGUACGAGUACGCCAAGAUGGGCAGCAUGCCCUACGAGGAGGGUGGCGUUUGUGUAACGGCGGAGUACUCCAUGUCGAGUAACAACAUCACAGUCGUCAACUCCAUGAAGGACAACACGACGCACGAGGUGAACACCACCACGGGCUGGGCAGAGUUCGCGAGCCAGCUGCACACCGACGGGAAGCUCAGCGUACACUUCCCGAACUCUCCCAGUGUUGGUAACUACUGGAUUCUGAGUACAGACUACGACAACUACUCCAUUGUGUGGUCCUGCGUUAAGCGCCCGGACAGUGCAGCUUCUACAGAAAUCUCAUGGAUCCUAUUACGAUCACGGAACUCUUCGAACAUGACGCUGGAGAGAGUGGAGGAUGAGCUGAAGAAUUUGCAGCUAGACUUGAACAAGUACACGAAAACGGAACAAAGUGCAAAGUAUUGCGCUGGCGCAGAGCACGUGGUGGGGGCAAUGCUCAGCGUUGCGAUUGCGUCGCUGUUCGCGCUCCUGCACUAGAGCCAGUAUGGUCAGCGAGUCAUGACUCAGGUCAGCGAUGCUGGCUCAUCGCUCCUGGACAAAUACUGCACACGUCAAAGAUAAACUACUGUGCAGCACAGAGCUACAAUCUCCACUCUUCAUGGUCUAGGGUUGCGACACAUUCUGCAUUCCAAAGCUCAUAUUGUUUUCCAGGUGAACAUCACUGCACUCUUGUGAGAUUUUCGAUCCACAUUACCUGGGAUACAACAGCAGGGACCAUAAAGUGUAUCAGACCAUCAAACUUGUGAUUUGAAGGAGUGGUCCGUGGGUUUUCUCACUUUAUUGUCCACAUUGUUUCAGAAAUGAACAUACACUGAUAACAUUUUCAUUAAAUAAAACACACAGUUACUUCACUGUAAUGUAGCACCAUUCAACACAAAUAUUUGAUGACUUUUUUCUUAUUUUUGCUACAGAAUGUGUCAAACUGAUGUUUCCUCUUCUUAAUGAUAAAGCAUUGUGAAAGGUUCCAGUUUAUUGUCUACUUACAGAAAAUGUUUAGAAACAGGUUAUGAGUUAUGUAAUCAACAAGGUGACAUUGACCUGAAAAUGUUCAUGCAUACUGUUGUCAAUAAGUGUAAUAUCUAGUCCUUAGUAUUGUAUAUUGCUCUUGCUUUCCUUCUCAAGAUGCCCUACUAUUUCCAAUUAAAUAUGUUUCUCAUUUUCUUUUUACGAUGUUUGGCUGUGGGUGAAUAUUUGUUCUGGCAGAUUUGUAAUUCAAAUUAAUUUUCUGGGGCAGGUAUCGAAUCUAGUACUCGUCAACAUCUUAUCAAAUGUGACAUCACAGACGUUAAUAACUGAAUAGCACAGCUCCUUACUUAAAUAACAGGUGGCAGUCUGCCCUACUGUGGAGAACUCUUGAUGUACUGAACAAUCAGGCUUUCAUAGAUGGUAUGAUUCACUUGGCAAAUUUUCUAACUUUAAACCUUAUAAAUGUUAUCUGCAGUGUAAAUAAUAUACUCCUUUUCUGAAAAAUUUCUUUAAUUUAAGGGUUACAUUCUACAUAAUCUUGUACUGUGCAAGAAGCUUAUGAGGGUAAUAGUUCAUUUGGGAAGAAUCGUCCAAAUACGAACCUCAAGGGUGAUGGUGCUUUGUAGGCACAUUUAGUAUCUCUCGUUUCCAAAUUGAUUCAACAACAUUGCUCAUGCUUCAUAAUCUCAAAUAUACUUGCUGUUAACUUGAGUGCUUUCUGGAGGCCUUUCUUAGUCUCUUGAAUUUGGCGAACUUUAGAGGAUUUGGAAAUUAUGAUCAAAACUUACAUGCUAUAGUAUUACUGAUUUUCUACCGUCCUGUUUUGCUGUAAUAUGCUUCUAAAAGAAUUGUGUGGUUAAUAGUUUACAUCACAAAACCAAGGAAAGUAAAUGGGAUCAUGUAAAUGUAUAAUGGAAAUUCAGGCACAUUGAGUGAUUACACAGCUAUUUGACUGCUAUCAUUUUCAUGAUGUGAGUCUAGAGUUAUCUGGCUACACUAAAACUAGAUAUAAUAUCUUUAGAGAAGGGACCAAAAAGAAGGCACGUUAAUCCAUAAUGUGGCUUUCAUUUUAAUGUAAAGCUAUCAACCCCACAAUAGAACCAGAGCUUCAAAAGAGGAUAUGACUAAAUUGUUAGAAGAUAACAGUGGCAGUCAAGAACCUGUGCAAUCGCAGGAGAAAAAUCGUUCUUUGAUUCUUCUAGUAUCCCAUCGACUAUUACUUUCCGGGAAAAAACUAAAAAUAGUAGCUUUUUAUUCGUGGUACUUAAAGAAAUGAUCAUCUGGAUAACGAUAGUUCUGUGAAUUACAUUCUCUUGCAUCUAUGGUUGCAGCCACGUAUAAAUUGUCAUGGAAAUAAUUGAAAUUGACUGAAAGACUUAAAACCAUUUUCUGUUCUAUCUUUUUUAAAUGCAUAAAUUACAAUGUUUAAACAGUUAAAUAUUUCAACACUAUAUUAAUAAUUAUUUACUAUGUGUAGGAUUGUAAGGUUAUCUUCAACAAACAGCUGCAGAUGCUACAAGUGUUUUUUUGUUAAAAAUGUAAAUAUUUCUUUAUCUUCAAAGUUCUUGUCGAUUCCUUGUGUUUAUAGUUGUGCAGUAGCAAGUGUUCUUCAGCUAAUGUAGGUGUAAUCGAAUUUGUCUAUAUAUAUUCUAUUAUUUUAUUCAGUCAUUUCAGUCCACAUGUGAUUACAGUGUAUUUUGCACAAAGAGGAGAAACAUAUUGCGUUAAUUUAUCUUUCGUGUACAGAAAUAUAAUAAAGUUUAAUGUGUAGUUCACUAAAA
Messenger RNA from Schistocerca serialis cubense, 3077 nucleotides. Its product is annotated as lazarillo protein. Gene Ontology annotation, molecular function: pigment binding. The record is from RefSeq and is a predicted model, not a curated record. Lineage: Eukaryota; Metazoa; Arthropoda; Insecta; Orthoptera; Acrididae. The transcript is spliced from 5 exons. The coding region runs from base 163 to 807 and encodes 214 amino acids.